Molecule: messenger RNA, 2951 nt
Organism: Equus caballus (horse)
Lineage: Eukaryota; Metazoa; Chordata; Mammalia; Perissodactyla; Equidae
Gene: LRR1
Product: leucine rich repeat protein 1
Biological process (GO): signal transduction
Molecular function (GO): protein binding
Source: RefSeq, a predicted model, not a curated record
CGGCCGACGCGCGGCAGGCGGAGCGCGGGCAGCCCGCGCCCGAGGACCCCGGCGCGGCGGGAAGCGGGAAGUUUCAAGGCGGCCUGCGGACGCGCGGCCCGGGCAUGAGGCUGCACUGCGAGGUGGAGGUGGUCAGCCGGCGGCUGCCGGCCCUGGGGCUGCGGAGCCGGGGCAGGGCCGUCCGCGCCGUGCUCAGCCUCUGUCAGCGCGAGCCCCGGGGCGGCCCGCCGCGCGCCGGCCUGCUGGUCGCCACCCUGCGGGACAAGCGCGGGACCCGCUACGAGGCUCACCUGCCUCUUUUCACUGGAUCCUUCAGCCAUUCCGAACUUCUUUCAGCUCCUCACAGCUGCCGAGUUCUCUUGCCUUCAAGGCUUUGCACACACUGUUCUCUUAUUGGUAGGCCAUCCCCUCCCUCUUCCACCAGUAUCUUCACUUGCCCAACAUCUCCUAAUCCUUCAGUUCUCACCUUUCAGGUCACCUUCGUACCCCCAGACCAGCAGCUAAAGGAGAACAUUGAGCAAUUCUUCACCAAAUUUGUGGAUGAGGGGAGAGCCACUGUUCGGUUGAAGGAGCCUCCUGUGGAUAUCUAUCUAAGUAAGGCCAAUUCCAGCAGUUUAAAGGGUUUCCUUUCAGCUGUGCGACUGGCUCAUAGAGGCUGCAAGGUUGAGACAUCGCUUUCAACCCUCACCCCUGUGAAGACUUCAGAAUUUGAAAAAUUUAAAACAAAAAUGGUUAUCACAUCCAAAAAGGACUAUCCUCUAAGCAAAAACUUCCCAUAUUCUCUGGAACAUCUUCAGACUUCUUAUUGUGGGCUUGUCCGAGUUGAUAUGCGUAUGCUUUGCUUAAAAAACCUGAGGAAAUUAGACUUAAGUCACAACCAUAUAAAAAAGCUUCCAGCUACAAUUGGAGACCUCAUCCACCUUCAAGAACUUAACCUGAAUGACAAUCACUUGGAGUCAUUUAGUGUAGCGUUGUGUCAGUCUACACUCCAGAAGUCACUUCGGAGUUUGGAUCUCAGCAAGAACAAAAUUAAGGCACUCCCUGUGCAGUUUUGCCAGCUCCGAGAACUUACAGAUUUAAAACUUGAUGAUAAUGAAUUGAUUCGAUUUCCUUUUAAGAUAGGACAACUGACAAACUUGCGUUUUUUGUCAGCGGCUCGAAAUAAGCUUCCAUUUUUGCCUAGUGAAUUUAAAAAUUUAUCCCUUGAGUACUUGGAUCUUUUUGGAAAUACUUUCGAACAACCAGAAGUCCUUCCAGUUAUAAUGCUGCAGACGCCGUUAACUUUAUUGGAAUCUUCUGCACGGACCAUAUUAUAUAAUAGGAUUCCGUACAGCUCUCAUAUCAUUCCUUUCCAUCUUUGCCGAGAUUUGGAUACUGCAAAAACCUGUGUUUGUGGAAGAUUCUGUCUAAGCUGUUUUAUUCAAGGAACUUCUACCAUGAAUCUACACUCUGUUGCUCACACUGUGGUCUUAGUAGAUAACAUGGGGGGUACUGAAGCGCCUGUCAUCUCUUACUUCUGUUCUCUAGCCUGUUACGUAAAUUCCUGUGAUAUGUUAAAGUAAUAGGUGAUAACCACAAAAAAGAAAUCCCAUUUAGUUACACAUCACUUUGGGAUUCAUUUGUGGUUUAACAGUGUCAAACUGGAGAAAGGGAAGCUUUUGUAUACUUGCUUGAGGGGAAGAAUGUGUGUUAUUCUAAAAUUUUCAAUCAUUUGACUAUAAAGUCUUAAUUUCAUUAAAACUUGAUUACUUUCAUCGUGGGGUUAACUUUUUAUCAGUUUAUUGCACUUGUGUUGAUUUCAGCUUAGUGUUUCCAGAAUGGGUUGUGGGUUAUCUUUUAAUGUUAAACAGAUACUGAUCCCAAUCACUCUGGUCAUAGGAUUUUCUUAUCAACAUUCUUCCUGCAUUUCAGUUAAAGAAAUUGAGUUUCUGUAUGCAGAAAAUAUACCUCAGAGGACUGUGGUCUAAAUUAUAGUGAAAACUUGUUUGGUAUGAAACUGCAUAGAAGUUUUUAGCAUACCACUUUUUGUUUUUUUAUGUGUAUUCUAUAUAUGGAAUUUUAUAUUCAACAGGUAUGAAGUAUGAGUUGCUUUGGGACAAAUGGACUUCAGCUUUUAUAAGUUUUGUAAUGUUAAUCAUAUAAUCUUUGUUGUGAUUUCUAAGUUAAUUUUUAGGGUUGGAACAAGGUUUUGGGGUUGGGUGGGAAGAGCAGAAAAUUGCUACUUUUUACUGACUAUAUUCUGUAUUAUUUGAGGGUGGUUCUUUUUCUGUUUAGUCACUUGCUAUGUUUAAGUUUUUUAAUUUAAAAAGUGGUGGUAAUACACCAGCUAAAGGAAGAUGAGGCUUUGAACUAGGUCAGAGGGAAGAGAAAAGAAACUAAGUUGAAAGAAUCAUGGAACUUGGAGUCAGUAGACCUGUGCCAUUCUGUUCUUUCCCACUACCCUUCUCCAAGCCAGCCUCCCUCCUGGAUCAUGGCAGUAGUCUCGGAACUGGUUCAGAAACAAGAAGGGGAAAGAGAAAGUGACAGGAGAAGUGCCUCUCCAGUGUCAGCAUAUCACUGCUGUUUGGGCUUGCAGCGAGGUGGAGUCUAUGAAAGUUUCUUAUGGUUUAACUACUACCUCCUUUUCUUCCUAAAACAUUUCUUAUUGGGGACAUUUUUUUCUUUUCUGAAAAUACAAAUAUUCUUGAGUAAAUACUGUUUAAAUGUUAGAACAUUUUUAUUAAAAUUUUAUGUAUAUGAUCUCCAAAACAUAGUUUCUUCUCAGAGCUGAUUCUUUGAGACUAGGCAUUGUCCAGAGGAGUAAUUCUUUGGGUGACCUUACAUUUGUAUUACUAAUGGUCAGUUAGAUUCUUCCUACAAAAGAUUUACAUACUUUCUAGUUUUUCAUUUAAGAAAAUUUUAUAUAUAGUGCACACAUACCUUAAAUAAAAAGAGCUGCUAUUUUUCUGGUA